Rhagoletis zephyria (snowberry fruit fly) is the source of this 573-nucleotide messenger RNA. RefSeq names its product glycoprotein-N-acetylgalactosamine 3-beta-galactosyltransferase 1-like. Gene Ontology annotation, cellular component: membrane. Lineage: Eukaryota; Metazoa; Arthropoda; Insecta; Diptera; Tephritidae. The record is from RefSeq and is a predicted model, not a curated record. Gene Ontology annotation, molecular function: N-acetylgalactosaminide beta-1,3-galactosyltransferase activity.
AUGUCGAAGCAACGACGCAUCGCAUUCGUAGCAAUAGAAAUUGCUUUUAUAGCAGCAUUUUUGAGUUACAGACAUGGCUUUGUAAACUUAGAGUCACUAAGUCGGCUUCGUAAUGAUGAUGGUUCAAGAGUAAAUGCAACCUUAGGAAAUUCCACUAACAACACCACCUUAGCCGAACGGUUAGCUAAUAAGGUACGCAUACUCUGUUGGGUUAUGACUACGCCAGCAAAUCAUAAAACUAAAGCGUUGCAUGUACGUCGCACCUGGGGUAGGCGCUGUAAUCGUCUUUUAUUCGUUACCUCGCAGCCAGAUGAAGAAUUGGGCGAAACGCUGGUUAUAACGGAAGUUGAGGAUACUUAUGGCAAAAUAUGGGGUAAAACAAGAUUGGCGUUUGAGCAAAUAUAUCACAAAUAUGGAGAUGACAUGGACUGGUUCUACAAGGCCGACGAUGAUACCUACGCUUUCAUCGAAAAUAUGCGUUACUUACUAUACCCUUAUAGUACGGAAAUGCCGAUCUACUUUGGAUACAACUUCAAAAUGAAUCAAGAUAACGAACAGGUAAUUGAAAACUAA